AUGAUGAAGCCUCCCAAUUGCAUGGAUGUAGAGGAGGCAGCUGACAUUGUACAAACUCUCCUCUACCACUCUACUCCUUUAACACGAAUAUGCAACACUAGUGUUGAUUGUUUGUGGAAAUGUCGAAAUAAAAGAUUAAGCACACCACCGUACUGUGCUUUUCACAUUACCAAGCAGCAAUCAUGUGGAGCAGCGAUUGCCCACCAGACAGGAGGCAACCAUAAAUUAGGCAAACUUAAUGAGCGGAGAAUACAGUUGACAAAUCUGAAUUGGAGUGAUUCGAUUAAUUCUCCAUGCCAGUCAUUGAAUGUGCCACAUUUGAAAGGAAAGUCAGGUUCUUGUAGUCAUGCAGUUGUUUCAAUCUCAGUCAUGGCGAUUUACUCAUCCUUACUGAUUUGUGCAAAAUUGUGUGAUAUGUUUGCAGCUGCGGUCCGGUUGAGGUCAUUAACAUUGGCUAUCGGGAAGCACAAUAUUCCAAAAAUAGAUGCACGCUGUGGGCAGCAAAGCCCUAGAUUUUCCACAAUUCUUAUUUCUAACUUGCAUCUAUUUAAUUUUACUGUCCUAUCUCCUUUGAGCGAUCAUCAUCAAAAUCACUUCAUUUCCACUUUCGUGCAGUUUAAAACUCUGCCACCUUCAAGGUUUAUCUACUUUCUCUCAAAGUCAUGCUUUUGCUUAAAAAAGGCAUGGGAAUCAUUGCAAAGCGAUGCACAAGUCACUCACCGCAAAGAGCCAUUUUUAUUCAUGUCAUAA
Echinococcus granulosus is the source of this 750-nucleotide messenger RNA. RefSeq lists its product as hypothetical. The transcript has 4 exons. The record is from RefSeq and is a predicted model, not a curated record. NCBI's taxonomy places the organism in Eukaryota, Metazoa, Platyhelminthes, Cestoda, Cyclophyllidea, Taeniidae. Bases 1 to 750 code for a protein of 249 amino acids.